Molecule: messenger RNA, 1878 nt
Organism: Limanda limanda (common dab)
Lineage: Eukaryota; Metazoa; Chordata; Actinopteri; Pleuronectiformes; Pleuronectidae
Gene: gucy1a1
Product: guanylate cyclase 1 soluble subunit alpha 1
Exons: 8
Coding region: 1-1878 (625 amino acids)
Biological process (GO): cGMP biosynthetic process; response to oxygen levels
Cellular component (GO): guanylate cyclase complex, soluble
Molecular function (GO): heme binding; guanylate cyclase activity
Source: RefSeq, a predicted model, not a curated record
AUGUUCUGCGCGAAGCUGAAGGAGCUGAAGAUCUCCGGAGAGUGUCCGUUCUCCAGCGGCGCCAGGAGGACCGAGCUGGGAGACUUUGAGGAGCGCGCAGGUGACGCCGAGGAUCUAUCGCCUAUUUCUAAGGACGUGCACGGGAAAAUUGGCGAGGACGUGCCGCGACACAAGCCGACCAGAGGCAAAGUUAACCUGCACACACUUGGGGAGAGCAUCCGAAAGCUGGCAUGUCCUGAGUUUCACAGACUGCACGCUGCCCUCCAUCGAAUGAUGAGACUCAACAGGGACUCUGAAAGAUUUCGUACAAAUUUCCCCUGUCGCUCUCACUACCAGACAGAGAGUAAUGACGACACAACAACAAGGUCAAUCCCCCUGGACGUGUUGAAAGUCUCUCUUGGCGUGGAGCUCUUCAACAUGUGUUACGAGGAGGACGGACACAUUCUGCGGGUUGUGGGGGGAGCUCUCCACGACUUCCUCAACAGCUUCAGUGUCUUGAUGAAACAGAGCAGCACGCCGCCCAACCCGGACAGAGAGGAUUGUGUAAACGAACCUUCAGUCCUGUGCUUAGACAAGGAUCCGGGUCUGCUUACUGUCUAUUUCUUCAACCCCCACCCAACCACUCAGCUUUUUUUCCCUGGAGUCAUCAAAGCUGCUGCUCGCUUGCUGUAUCACACCACGGUGGAUGUGUUGAUGGACCCCCCCAGUGCCAAAGACAGCAUCUUGCAGGCCAGCCCGCAGCCCAGUCUUCUGUACACAGUUGUCGUUAAGGAUGCUAAAACUCUGAGCCCCAGUCCGCUGAGGGCUACCUCAGCUGGGACCCUUCCUACCACUCUGUUCUCCACCAUUUUCCCCUUCCAUCUGAUCCUGGACCAGGACUUGGUUCUGGUUCAAGUAGGACAUGGCCUCAGGAAGAGACUGAGCCGGAAGGAUGGACCGAGGCGGUCCACUACCUUCCAAGAACACUUCUCUAUCGUCUGCCCGCAGAUCAAAUGUACCUUUCAGGGCAUCCUGACCAUGCUGAACACCCAGUUUAUCAUUCGGAUCAAGCAUGGAAACACAGAUAACACAGGGAAGGAUUCCACACGACUCAUGGAUCUUAAAGGUCAGAUGAUCUUCGUGUCAGAGUCCAAUGCCAUCUUGUUCCUGGGCUCCCCGUGUGUGGACAAGCUGGAGGAGCUGACCGGCCGCGGCCUCUACCUGUCAGACAUCCCCAUCCAUAACGCGCUGCGUGACGUAGUCCUGGUUGGUGAACAGGCCAAAGCCCAGGACGGUUUGAAAAAGCGUCUGGGGAAGGCGAAGGCAGCCUUGGAGCAUGCUCACCAAGCCCUGGAGGAGGAGAAGAAGAAGACAGUGGACCUCCUCUUCUCCAUUUUUCCUGGCACGGUGGCGCAGCAGCUGUGGCAGGGGCAAACGGUCCAGGCCAAGAAGUUCGACAGGGUUACGAUGCUCUUCUCUGACAUUGUGGGCUUCACAGCCGUCUGCUCGCGCUGUACCCCGAUGCAAGUGAUCACCAUGCUCAAUGAGCUGUACACCAGGUUCGACCACCAUUGUGGGGAGCUUGAUGUUUAUAAGGUGGAAACCAUUGGUGAUGCGUAUUGUGUCGCCGGGGGCUUACACAAGGAGAGUGAGAUGCACGCCGUCCAAAUUGCACUCAUGGCCUUAAAGAUGAUGGAGCUCUCAGAUGAAGUCAGGACGCCGACUGGAGACCCAAUACAGAUGCGUAUUGGCCUUCACACUGGCUCAGUUCUGGCUGGUGUAGUUGGGGUGAUGAUGCCGCGCUACUGCCUUUUUGGGAACAACGUUACUUUGGCCAACAAGUUUGAAUCAGGCAGCCAACCCAGAAAAAUCAAUAUCAGCCCUACAACCCACAGGUGA